AUGGCGCCAAUGCCGGAGGCUGCAAAGAAGCUGCUCCUGGUGCAGCCAGGAGUGCCUGCGCCGCUGGACCCAAACUUUUCACCACUGAUCCUGGGCAAGCGCAACUACCUCAAGGCAGUGUCUGCCAGUGGGAGCACGGCCACACUGGACUGGGCACUGCCCCGAGCAGAUGGCUGCGCCCGCUACUCCUUGCCUGUCUUCGCAGAGGACAGUGCGGAGAUUGAAGCCUCCAUCUAUCUUGCCGGCGUACUCAUCCAAGAGCAGAUCUGGCAGCGCAGCGCGGGCUCCUUGAUGCUCGCUGGUCCGGCAAAAAUCUGUGAGGCACUCAAGGCAGAGUUUUCCAUGGGCGGGGCCUAUGAGUUUGAGGUCAAGUCGAUGCCGAAUGUGUGCGGGACUCCAGGCAAUGCGUUCUCUGUGUCCAUCGUCGCAAGCGCUGCUGAUCUGCCUGCUGCUAAGGAUACGCCGCAGGUCUGUGGCAAAGACGCCUCCGGCUGCAGGCUUGCUUUCGAUUUGGGCAAGAGUGACAUCAAGACGGUGGCGGUCAAAGACAAUGAGGUUGUCUAUUCGAAGGAGACAGAGUGGGAUGUCACCAACCCAGACCCAGACUAUCACUUCAAGGCGAUCGUCGACGCGCUGAAGCUGGCGAAGGAGAAGCUGCCGACCGUCCAAGCCAUAGGGGGCAGUGCCACAGGCACGGUCGGCGCCAACAAUGAGGCCACAUGGUGCGACAUCUUUCCCAACGUGCCGCCACCGGUCUACCAGGAAAAGGUGGUGCACAUUUUCCAGCGAAUUGCCAAAGAGUUGGCGGGCGAUGUGCCCUUGAAGGUCAUCAACGAUGGUGAGGUGACUGCCCUGGCCGCCGUCCAGAAGCUGGGCGGCAAGGGCAAUGUCAUGGGCAUUUCCAUGGGCUCCAGCGAGGGUGGUGGCUAUGCCAACGCAGAUGGCAACCUGAUGGGGUGGAUCAAUGAGCUGUGCUACGUGAGGCUGGACUUGAAUCCGGAGGCGCCCACGGACCCGUGGACGAAGGGCGCCCACACCGGCAUGUCGCACAUGUACUUGGGGCAGCGCGGGGCCACCAAGUUGGCAGCCAAGGCAGGGGUUAAAGUCCCGGAGAACUACGUCUACCCACAUCCGGACAUGUGCACAAUCAAGCAUGAAGAUCAUGCUCAGUGCCUGAAGCUGAUUCAGAAGGCCAUGGAGGAUCCCGCGAUUCGCCCGGAGGUGGAGAAGCUUUAUCGUACCAUCGGCGUGUACUUGGGCUAUGCUCUUGCGCAGUACAGCGAGUUCUACAAGAUUGAUCACGUCAUGAUCUUGGGCCGAGUGAGCAAAGGAGCCGGUGGUGACCUCAUGCUCCACACUGCAAAGGAGGUUCUUCAAGCGGAGUUCCCCGAGUAUGCUUCAAUGGAGUUCCAUACUGCAGACGACCAUUUCAAGGCCGUGGGCCAGUGCAUCGCAGCUGCGGCACUUCCUCCGCUUGCAGCUUGA
Symbiodinium natans is the source of this 1485-nucleotide messenger RNA. The record is from the annotation of a GenBank genome assembly. NCBI's taxonomy places the organism in Eukaryota, Dinophyceae, Suessiales, Symbiodiniaceae.